Parnassius apollo (apollo) is the source of this 585-nucleotide messenger RNA. NCBI's taxonomy places the organism in Eukaryota, Metazoa, Arthropoda, Insecta, Lepidoptera, Papilionidae. The record is from the annotation of a GenBank genome assembly.
AUGGACGGAAAUGAUUUAGGUUCUGAAACAACCAGAAGAGGAAUUAUUUCCCAAGCAUGGAUGCGUAUUUCUCAGCUGUAUCAAGGAACAUUAGAUAAGUGGACACCACAUACCAAAGGGAGAUGGUUUGGAAGUUUUUUGCUAUUAACAGUGUUUGUUAUACGAAUAAUCACAAAACAAGGAUGGUACAUAGUAACUUAUGCCUUAGGUAUAUAUCACUUAAAUUUAUUUAUUGCAUUCCUUACUCCGAAGAUAGAUCCAGCUAUGGAUUUCGAUGCUGACGAUGACAAUGGUCCAGCCCUACCAACCCGUGCUAGUGAAGAAUUUAGACCAUUUAUCCGAAGGCUACCAGAGUUUAAGUUUUGGCUUUCUGUUACAAAGAGCACCAUCAUAGCUUUCUUCUGUACAUUUGUUGAUGCCUUCAAUAUUCCAGUAUUCUGGCCUAUCCUAGUUAUGUAUUUUAUAACCCUAUUUUGUAUUACAAUGAAGAGACAAAUCAAGCACAUGAUUAAGUACCGGUAUCUUCCCUUUACACACAGCAAACCAAAGUAUAAAACUGUGGAGUCAACGGUCACUGUGAACUGA